CAGUAGUAGCACUUCCUUGCAACAAAAUUUUCAUAUCCCUGGGCUUGUCUUAUGACCUCGAAACGCCGUAUUUGAUUGGCCAAAAAUGCUAUUAUCACUGCAUACCUGAGAGAGUCUUUAAACCAAUGUUCAGGUGCUUCCGGCUCUACCCUCCUUCCCUACUCUCCCAUCUCUACUUCUCACUCAUAUCCUUCCACGCGUCCUCUCCGCUCUACUGGAAACUCCGGGACGAAUACAAACUCAGCCGACCCGAACUCUUCUCACGGAUCACCCGACUCCUUGUCCUAGGCCGUUACAACGACCUCUCUUUCGACUUCUCCGAUGAACUACUCGAUUCCGUUCUCCAAAACCUGAAAUUGAACCCAGAAGCUUCUUUAUGUUUCUUCAAAUUGGCUACCAGGCAACAAAAGUUCCGACCAAACAUAACCUCGUACUGCAAAAUCGUCCACAUCUUGUCCCGAGCUCGUAUGUACGAUGAAACCAGAGCUUAUUUAUCCGAACUCGUCGUUUUAUGCAAGAACAGUAGCUUUUCUUCUUUAAUUUGGAAUGAGAUCGUCAGGAUCUAUAAGGAAUUUAAUUUUUCGCCGUUGGUUUUCGAUAUGUUAUUGAAAGUUUUUGCUGAAAAGGGAUUGAUUAAGAAUGCUUUGUAUGUGUUUGAUCAUAUGGGGAAGUACUGUCGUGUCCCUAGUCUAAAGUCAUGUAAUUGUUUGCUGAGUAAUUUGGUGAAGGAAGGAGAAAGUUAUACAGCUCUGCUCGUUUAUGAGCAGUUGCUUAGGAUUGGGAUCGUACCCGAUGUUUUUACGUGUUCCAUUAUUGCUAAUGCUUAUUGUAAGGAAGGGAGAUUGGACAGGGCGGUGGAGUUUGUGAAAGAAAUGGAUAAUUCGGGUUUUGAGUUGAAUGUGGUUAGUUAUAAUAGUUUGAUUGAUGGAUUUGUUAGCUUGGGAGAUAUGGAGGGAGCUAAAAGGGUGAUGAAGUUGAUGACUGAAAAAGAGAUUUCGAGGAAUGUCGUUACGUAUACGAUGUUGGUCAAAGGUUAUUGUAAAAACCGUGAGAUAGAGGAAGCAGAGAAGGUGAUUAAAGAGAUGGAAGCAACAUUGAUGGUUGUGGAUGGUUAUGCUUAUGGUGUGCUGUUAGAUGGUUAUUGUAAAGUUGGAAAAAUCGAUGAUGCUAUCAGGAUUCAACAAGAGAUGUUGAAAAGGGGACUGAAGAUGAAUUUGUUUGCUUGCAAUUCGAUGAUCAACGGGUAUUGUAAGGUUGGUAAAACUCAUGAAGCAGAGAGGGUUUUGAAGAAUAUGGGUGAUUGGAACAUAAAGCCAGAUUCAUAUAGUUAUAAUACUGUGAAUGGCUAUUGUAGGGCGGGCCGUGUGAAUGAGGCUUUCAAUCUUUGUGAUGAAAUGCUUCGGGAAGGAAUUGAACCACGUGUUCUAACUUACAACACCCUUCUCAAGGGUUUAAGUCGUGCAGGUGCUUUUACUGAUGCCCUGCACCUUUGGCAUAUGAUGCUGAAAAAAGGCUUUAUCCCGGAUGAGGUUGGUUGUUCUACUCUGCUUCAGGUAUUUUUCAAGAUGGGAGAUUUUGAAAGUGCUUUAGGAUUUUGGAAAAGAAUUUUGGCUAGGGGCUUUUCCAAAAUUAGGAUUAUUAUUAAUACAAUGAUUAACGGACUGUGUAAGAUUGGGAGAAUGGAUGAAGCAAAAGAGAUAUUUGGCAAAAUGAAGGAGCUAGGGUGCUUACCAGAUGGAAUAACAUAUAGAGUCAUGACUGAUGGGUAUUGUAAAAUUGGGGAAAUCGAAGAAGCUUUUAAAUUUAAAGAUACGAUGGAAAGUGAAGCAAUUAUUCUUACAAUUGGAAUGUAUAACUCUCUUAUUAGUGGCGUUUUCAAGUCCAGAAAACUGAGAAAAUUAGAGGAUGUUCUUACUGAAAUGCAAUCCAGGGGAGUAGCCCCUAAUCUUGUUACGUGUGGGGCUCUGAUUUUCGGUUGGUGUGAUGUAGGAAACUUGAGUAAAGCUUUUAGCAUAUACUUUGAGAUGACAGAGAGAGGGUUUGCACCGGACAUUAAGAUUUGCAGCAAAGUAGUAAGUUGCCUAUACAGGCUUGGCAGGAUCGAUGACGCAAAUAUACUCUUGCAGAAGAUGGCAGGUACUGAUCCUCUUUUAACUCACAUGGGUUUGGAUAGCCAGAAGACUGAUGUUAGUUCCUUAAACAUUCAGAAAAUUGCAAAUACUCUUGAUGAUAAUGCCAAAAGCUUUUGUCUGCCCAACAAAGUUGUGUAUAAUAUUGCUAUUACUGGAUUGUGCACGUCUGGGAAGGUUGAUGAUGCUAGAAGAUUUUUCUUAGCCUUGCUGCAACGAGGUUUCAAUCUCGACAAUUUCACAUAUACCACUUUGAUUCAUGGAUAUUCAGUCUCUGGUGAUGUCGAUGAAGCAUUCAGGUUACGGGAUGAGAUGCUGGAAGUGGGUCUUAAACCGAACAUUGUUACUUACAAUUCUCUAAUAAACGGCUGUAAAUCAGGAAAUCUAGAUCGAGCACGGAGGCUUUUCAAUAAGCUUCCAUCUAAGGGGUUAGCUCAUAAUGCUGUUACCUAUUAUACGUUGAUUGACGGAUAUCUUAAAGUAGGUAAAACGUGUGAAGCCUCCAGAUUGACAGAGAAAAUGAUGGAAGAAGGGAUUUCCCCAUCUCUAACCUCCAGUUCCGCUUUGGUGAGUGGCCUUUGUGAGCAAGAAGAAAAGAAAAGUCUGAAAGUUUUGGCUGCUCAGGAUUAUGUUAAAUGUGGAGAUAUGGAGAUAACCGUCUUCAUGCAUUUCGUAUGCCCGUCCCUCGAAUUUAAGCCAUUAUCAAACAGAACGGAGUUGAUAGCAUCCUCGGAUUCUAAAGCAUCAGAGAAUGCAUGUUUCACAUCCGAUACUGUGACGGGAGCUCGCAAGUCACAACUAAGGGAUUAACUGGGAUGGUUUUAUCAUGGGAAUAAAUUUGAAGAUUGGCCAUCCUCGUUUUCUUCUUUAUCAUUGAAACUCAAGGUUUGGUCUCAUAUCUUGCGUUCCCUGAAGAUUAUACAUACAUGAGAUGCUUUAGAGCUUCAAGCAGAUCUUUUGUCGUGAUGGUAUCAAGCACAAGGGACGUCCGUUUCCAAUAAACCCA
Molecule: messenger RNA, 3135 nt
Organism: Hibiscus syriacus
Lineage: Eukaryota; Viridiplantae; Streptophyta; Magnoliopsida; Malvales; Malvaceae
Product: putative pentatricopeptide repeat-containing protein At1g19290
Molecular function (GO): protein binding
Source: RefSeq, a predicted model, not a curated record